Molecule: messenger RNA, 3291 nt
Organism: Macrobrachium nipponense
Lineage: Eukaryota; Metazoa; Arthropoda; Malacostraca; Decapoda; Palaemonidae
Exons: 10
Coding region: 599-2098 (499 amino acids)
Source: RefSeq, a predicted model, not a curated record
CUGACUCAGUCAUUGGACUCAGUGUGUGUUUGUAGCUGUGUAAGUAAACUUGUUACCCAGAGAAUCAUAGGUGUGACGUGGUGUGGUGAUGGAUCCAUGAGUUGUGUGUUUAUGACUUGACAUAAAUGCGUACUGGAUUUUUGCUUAGGUUCGGAAAGUGAUUUUUGCCGCUGAAAAAUUUGACGGUUAAUGCAUAUUUUGGUAUCAAGUUUAGCACGUAAGGGAACAAUUGAGUAAUAUGCGCUAACUUGAAAUGGUAAUUUUAACAUGUUUGUAAAUUCCCGUUUGACAGACACGUGACAUUUCAUGAUCAAUUGAAAAUUGACUUCAAAUUUCGUAGUCUCGUCACAGAGCCGUGCCGAAUGAUGAGCCAUACAGCGACUUGUGGAGCCCUAUGAAAACAUACGUAACUGGCGCCUGGCCGGCAUCAUAAGCGGAUCCAGUUUUAUGCGAAGGAGGAAGAGAGGAACACCUUCAUUAAGGACCUACAGGAAUGCUUCGCAAGAACAAUACAUCAUCAUAGCCGGAUGAGAUUUUAAGUAAUGCCGCCUAUGCUCCAUGAAGAGGAUACUUAACAAUCGGAAGAUGUGAGAGUGUGAUGUCUACAGCUGCCCCUCGAUCCUGUCUAAAGCCCCCUAUCAGGAACCCAUGGGUGGCUGACGAUGGGGGCGAGAGCAGCACAUCCUCGGGACAGCAGCAGCAACAGCAAUCGCAACAGCAGCAUCAUUCGGCGCCCCUGGAUGUGGGGAGCGAAGCGGGGACGGUGGUCCACGCCCACCUUUCCCACGACCUUCUCGCCCACCAGUAUGCGACCCCUUAUCACUCGUCUACCUCAGGUGCUCCUUCCCUCACGGUUGUGAGUGGGGCACGCUCUACCCACAGUGUGGGGCAGCACGCCCCCCAUGGGGUCGUUCACUCCCACACCGCCCACUCCCUCCACAGUGCCACCCAUUCCAUACCCACCGCCGCCCACUCGGUGCAUUCGGUGCCUGGCACCUUACAGCAGCCGUGGGUCGACCCCCAGUUGCUUUGGAGCACGCCCGCCUUACCAAGUGUAGGCGUGGGUGGCGGUGUCUUCACUGUGGGCGGAGGUGGAGGGGGCCCGGCUGAUGGGUCCUGCCCCUCCCUUCCACCUGGGGUUUACCCACAGACGCAUCCAGUGCUGCACUCCCUUCACUCCUUGCACUUAGGAGGUGGCUCUAGUGGGCAGGCAUCUUCCGCCGGAGGACCUGGAGUGGGCCAGGUAGGAGGGGGUUGGGGCCCCACAGGCCCUUUACCUGGCUCUUACCCCCAAGUUCAUGGUUCAGCUGCCACUGGUGGGGGACGUAACAUUGUCUCUGCAUCAGAGAACUGGUCAAGGUGUGAAAGGUGUCAUUAUUACUGCUUCCGUGCUGCUCAGGCUGCCUUUGUAGCAGGAAUAGUAACAGGUUUCUCCCUGUUGGUGGCUGGUGGAGUUUUUCAUAGGAAGCACAUCGACCAUUUACAGGUUUUGGUGUAUAUUGGUGCAAUGGUGUCUUUAGUAUGUGUUGUUCUAUUGGUAAUUUUCUGUGCUAUGAAUAAGGACCACAGGACUAGACGAGGAACCUCAGGUCGAUUUUCAGGACCUCAGGUGGUGGGUGGGGACCCUGAAACUGUUCCUUUAAGACCUUUAGAGUCAAAUAAUCCACCUGUAAUUAUAGCUGAAAAUGUUGCAUCUCAUGGAAGUCGUGUAGAGGCUGGAGUUAUGCCAAUCAAUGAACUUGUACAUAAAACUAAUCACAGCUCUUGCAUUGCUCCACCAAACCAGAGCUCUUGCAUGGCUGUUUCCCCUCCAACAAGUCAUGGUGUUUGUUGUGUUCCCCCUUCCAGUCAAGGUGGAUGUGUUAUUGGCCCAAAUAAUCAGACUUUGUGUUUCAUGGGGCCUAAUACUCAUAAUGCUGGAAGUGUUAUAGGAACAUCUAAUAAGGGACUGGGCUCUGUUGCUACAUCUGAACCUUCACAUCAUGUUACCAGACAUACAGCACAAAGAAUAGAUGAGGAGAGGGAAGCCACUCAACGCUAUAACCGUCUCUGGAAGCAACCAACCAAAGCACCUUCUGAAGCUACCUCCAAACUUUGAAACAGCCAAAAUCUUGAAAAACAUGGUAAAAUGAUGCAAGCAGUUGAAAGCAAUUAUUUUAGAAGUCAAUUUCUAAAAUUAGUUAAGGAAGGAUGAAACCCAUUUCAUCUAUGGACAGUAAACUAGUCGAUAAAGGCCAUAUGUAUCAAUUUGUAUGUUUACUACGUUUACUUGUGUACACCAAAUAUCAACUUAUGUAUAUGGAUAUGGAAAUUUUUACAAGUAAUUGGUUUGCAAGUGUCAUGUUCCAUAAGUGACUGAAUUACAGUGUUUUUGUCAUAUGUUACAGCAUUAUUUUAUAGCAUAUAAUUGAAGGUAUAUAGUGUCUUCUGUAAUUCAUUACUAUUGAUUUCAAGGGAAUAUUUCUCUAUCAGUUAAAUAACUUAUUACAUAAUGUAGUGCGUGCUACUGUCAAAACAGAAACACAUUUUAUAUAGAAUUGUUUAUAAAACUUUUCACUUUUUAUAUAAUUUUAAAACCUGUACUGUAUUUAUUUUAAAACUGAAAAAUGAGUUUGAAAGAUUUUCAUUUUUGCAAAAGGUAAAACUGUUUCACUUUAAAAAUGACAGAAUUAGGAAAUUUUUAAUGUAUUUUAACAAUAAGCAAUGCAAUGCUAUGUUGUGUGCUGUUCAACAUUGUAUACAAUUUGGUGUGUUUGAGCUGAAAUUCUAAAAAAUUGUGUUUUAUUUUAUGCCAUUACUCAGGUGCUUCAUCGUUUGAUUUUCAUACCCCUUCUAACACAGCAAUCAGCUAAUACAAGUAAUUUUUGUUCUUUAGAUAAACUUAAAUACUAUAAAUUUCUGUUGUAACUUAAAUACUCUAAAUUUCUGUUGUCCAUUGACUAUAUUAAUUUUCUUGGUUUCUUGUAACUCAGUUGCCUUUUUAAUAUGCACAGAACUUAAUUUGAUUUCCCCUUGUUCAAUCUGAACUAAUUAUGAAUGCCCUUGACAUUAUUUAGGUUCACUACCUGUCACAGAAUGUGCUCUCUCAAGAAAAUUAGAUGGACAAAAUUGAAUCUUUAAAAUAUACAAUAUUUAUAUCAAUUCUAAUUGUGAAUGUCCAAAAAAAUUCUCUUCAUUAUAAGCAUUUUAUUUUUGUUUCUUAUUUUUUCAGAUUUAAUGAUUUACUGCAACUCUAUUUUUAUUACUCAAAACAUGAGCUUAGUGAAUGAAGGAUAGAUGGCUUUUCUUACA